GUAGUUUUAAGAAUUGCCACUCCCCGUACAAAAUUAUCUAAAUUGUUAUAGGCGAAUCGAUGGUAAUAUUCAACAUAUGAUCAAAUAACUUGACACACCAAAGAAAAUAUGUAUACAAAAAAAGAGAGUAAAAGACACUAAGGCGUUGAGGAAGCACCUGCAUGGAUCCCACACUUGCCCGUGACACCGUAAAAGCAAAACACGAACUUGCCACGUUAUCACAAAAGCAAUCCACGUCACACAUGUCUCACUGUCAACACUUACCAGCACUAUACCCAUUUCACUUUACCUAUAUUUUUUGUUUAUAUAAACCCAUAAGCUCCCUCCAUAAUUUCUUUACCCAUAGCAAACAUAUAAAGCUAAAAAGAAAAAGAGAAAAGAGAGAGAGAGAUGGAGAACGACAAUAAUAAUAAUAACACGAACACAAACGUGAUCGCACCAUUCGUAGUGAAGACAUAUCAGAUGGUCAACGACCCUUCGACCGAUUGGCUAAUCACAUGGGGACCUGCACACAACAGCUUCAUCGUCGUCGACCCUCUCGACUUCUCUCAACGCAUCUUGCCUGCUUAUUUCAAACAUAACAAUUUCAGCAGCUUCGUUCGUCAGCUCAACACCUAUGGGUUUAGAAAAGUGGAUCCGGACCGGUGGGAGUUUGCGAACGAGCAUUUCCUCAGAGGACAGAAGCACCUGCUCAAGAACAUAGCGCGUAGGAAGCACGCACGUGGGAUGAUGUAUGGUCAGGAUCUUGAGGACUGUGAGAUCGUUAAAGAGAUCGAACGGUUGAAAGAUGAGCAGAGGGAGCUCGAGUUAGAGAUUCAGAGGAUGAACCAGAGAGUCGAGGCCACGGAGAAGAGGCCCGAGCAGAUGAUGGCGUUUCUCUACAAGGUCGUUGAGGAUCCCGACCUCUUACCUAGGAUGAUGCUCGAAAAAGAACGGACAAAGCAAGUCUCCGACAAGAAGAAGCGCCGCGUCACGGUGAAAGCAGAGGAAGAGGAAGACAACGGGAGGGUCUUUGGGAUUGUUUCACCGUCUCCUUCGCCGCCGGAGAGUUCUAUGGGAUGGGUUGUUCCGAUGGAGAGGCAUGGGCAGUUUGGUAAUUAUAACGAGACAGGUGUGGUGACGAACUCAGUGAUGUCGAACUCUUCGACGUCUACGUCGUCAUCGUUAACGGAGAGCGUAAGCGGAGGAGGAGGAGGAGGAGGAAGAGGAUGGGGGAGUAUAUACAAAGAAGCGGCGACGUUUGGAGGAGUGGUAGAGUCAAAUCCACCUUAUCCGUUUUCUUUGUUUCGAGGUGGCUUUUAGCUUCCACAUGAUAUAUGGAUCUUUGGGUUCUUGCUGUUAUUAUUACAGUAUUAUUUUUGUCUUAUAGUGAUUAAUGCAUAACCAACAAAAAAGGGCAAAUCGAUAGUUGUUAGUUGUGUGAGUAUUAGGACAGGGAGACAGAAUCAAUGGUCAUAUCGUUUUAUAGAAAGUUUGUCAGUCUAUAAUUUUCCGAUUAUUAUUGUUACAGGUUCGUUGACUGUGUUUUCAUUUGAAGUAUUUUAAGGGGAUUUGUAAUUUUGUCUACUCACACUUGCAAUAAUAACGAUUUUC
Messenger RNA from Eruca vesicaria subsp. sativa (arugula), 1593 nucleotides. The record is from the annotation of a GenBank genome assembly. Lineage: Eukaryota; Viridiplantae; Streptophyta; Magnoliopsida; Brassicales; Brassicaceae.